UACUUCUGUUCACCUUUUGAAUACAUUCAACGAGAGAGAGAGUAAAGAAAAGAGAAUUUUCCCAGGCUCUGGGGUGGGCUUGGCUCAGCUCAGGGAGGAAGCCCUGCCUGAAAAGGCUGCAGCUUAGGCUGUCACUCUUUCUUCACUCAGCCCAGCGUCUGAUCACAUCUACUGUCACUCCGGGCCUGAGGGGGCGGGGUCUUAAGCAUUAUCCAAUCAGGGACGGCGGGCUGGAAACCAUCCAAUCAGAAACGCAGCUGGAGUGAAGAGGGCGGUUUCCGGGUUUGGUGAGGCCUUUGUCUCUCGCUGUAGUCAGAGCUCUAGGUCUCGUUCUCACUGCUCCUGGACGCUCAGGCUGUGUGGUCCUGUGUCCUGCAGGUAUUGGGACAUCCACAGCUAAGACACCGGGACCUCCUGGAAGCCAAAAAUGGGACCAUUGCAAUUUAGAGAUGUGGCCAUAGAAUUCUCUCUGGAGGAGUGGCAUUGCCUGGACACUGCACAGCGGAAUUUAUAUAGGAAUGUGAUGUUAGAGAACUACAAAAACCUGGUCUUCCUUGGUAUUCCUGUUUCUAAGCCAGACCUGAUCACCUGUCUGGAGCAAGGAAAAAAACCUUUGACUAUGAAGAGACAUGAGAUGGUAGCCAAAUCCCCAGUUAUAUAUUCUCAUUUUGCCCAAGACCUUUGGCCAGAGCAGAGCAUAAAAGAUACUUUCCAAAAAGUGAUACUGAGAAGGUAUGAAAAAUGUGGACAUGGGGAUUUACAGUUAAAAAAAGGACCUGAAAGUGUGGAUGAGUGCAGGGUGCACAAGAAGGUGCACAAGAAGGUGCACAAGGUGCACAAAGAAGGUUAUAAUGAACUUAACCAGUGUUUGACAACUACCCCGAGAAAAAUAUUUCAAUGUGAUAAAUAUGUGAAAGUGUUUCAUCAAUUUUCAAAUUCAAACAGACAAAAGAGAGGACAUACUGGGAAAAAACCUUUCAAAUAUAUAGAAUGUGGCAAAUCUUAUAAGCAGUUAUCAACUCUUACUACACAUAAGAAAAUUCACACUGGAGAGAAACCCUACAAAUGUGAAGAAUGUGGCAAAGUCUUUAACUACUUUUGCAGCCUUACUAGACAUAAGAAAAUUCACACUGGAGAGAAACCCUACAAAUGUGAAGACUGUGGCAAAGCCUUUAAGCACUCCUCCACUCUUACUACCCAUAAGAGAAAUCAUACUGGAGAGAAACCGUACAAGUGUGAUAAAUGUGGCAAAGCCUUUAUGUCAUCCUCAGCCCUUAGUAAACAUGAGAUCAUUCAUACGGAAAAGAAACCCUAUAAAUGUGAAGAAUGUGGCAAAGCCUUCAACCGGUCCUCAACCCUUACGACACAUAAGAUAAUUCAUACUGGAGAGAAACCCUACAAAUGUGAAGAAUGUGGCAAAGCCUUUAAGUACUCCUAUAACCUUACUACACAUAAGAGAAUUCAUACUGAAGAGAAACCAUACAAAUGUGAAGAAUGUGGCAAAGCCUUUAAAUACUCCUCUACCCUUAAUACACAUAAGAAAAUUCAUACUGGAGAGAAACCCUACAAAUGUGAAGAAUGUGGCAAAGCCUUCAAGCGGUCCUCAGACCUUACUACACAUAAGACAAUUCAUACUGGAGAGAAACCCUACAACUGUGAAGCAUGUGGCAAAGCUUUUAAGUACUCCUCUAACCUUACUACACAUAAGAAAAUUCAUACUGGAGAGAGACCCUACAAAUGUGAAGAAUGUGGCAAAGCAUUCAGGCGGUCCUCAGACCUUACUACACAUAAGAUAAUUCAUACUGGAGAGAAGCCCUACAACUGUGAAGCAUGUGGCAAAGCUUUUAAUUACUCCUCUAACCUUACUACACAUAAGAAAAUUCAUACUGGAGAGAAACCCUACAAAUGUGAAGAAUGUGGCAAAGCCUUUCACCAGUCCUCACACCUUACUGCACAUAAGAGAAUUCAUACCGGAGAGAAAUUCUACAAAUGUGAAGAAUGUGGUAAAACCUUCAAGCAGUCCUCACGCCUUACUACACGUAAGAUAAUUCAUACUCGAGAGAAAUUCUACAAAUGUGAAGAAUGCAGCAAAGCUUUUAAGCAGUUCUCUAACCUUACUACACAUAAGAAAAUUCAUACUGGAAAACCCUACAGAUGUGAAGAAUGUGGCAAAGCCUUUGAGCGCUCCUCUAAACUUACUACACAUAAGAGAUUUCAUACUGGAGAGAAACCCUACAGAUGUGAGUAAUGUGGCAGAGCUUUUCACCUAUCCUCACACCUUACUACACAUAAGAUAAUUCAUACUGGAGAGAAACCACAUGAAUGUGAUGAAUGUGGAAAAGCUUUUAACCAGCCCUCAAUUCUAACUAUGAGAAUUGAUAUGGAAUAUAAACCCUACAAAUAUAAAGAAUGCGACAAAUUUUUUAAGGAACUUCUCAAAUUUUAUUACACAUAAUUCAUACUGGAAAGAAACUCCACAAGUUUGAAGAAUGUGGCAAGGCAUAUAACAAGUUCUUUUUUUUUUUUUUUUUUUUUUGUUUUUUUUUUUUUUUUGAGAUAGAGUUUUUUCUCUUAU
Cercocebus atys (sooty mangabey) is the source of this 2575-nucleotide messenger RNA. Its product is annotated as zinc finger protein 626-like. Lineage: Eukaryota; Metazoa; Chordata; Mammalia; Primates; Cercopithecidae. Gene Ontology annotation, cellular component: nucleus. The transcript has 4 exons. Gene Ontology annotation, biological process: regulation of transcription by RNA polymerase II. Gene Ontology annotation, molecular function: RNA polymerase II transcription regulatory region sequence-specific DNA binding; DNA-binding transcription factor activity, RNA polymerase II-specific. The record is from RefSeq and is a predicted model, not a curated record. The coding region runs from base 428 to 2248 and encodes 606 amino acids.